UUAAGACAAUAUACAUAUAUAAAAAAAUAUGAAGAAGAUUUAUAUUAAAAGAGAAAAUAUGUUUUAUAAACCAUUUUAUAAACAAAAGACUAAAUUGAUAUUAAUGUUAAUAUUUUUAUUAGGAAUCGUAUUUUUUAUUUACCAAGCUAUUUAUAUUAAUCAAUUACCAAUUACAAGUACACCUUUAAAUAUGAAUGCCAGUUCUAUUUAUAAAGAUUUAUCUUUUACUUCAACGUCUUCAAAAUAUAUUAAAGAGACUGAAAUUGAACUCCACAUCAUUAGGGGGAUUCGGUUUCGUGAUUAUGAUUCCUAUAAAAAAAAUUUCGAUAACUCCUUUUAUUGUUUAGAUGGAAGUAAAUCAAUUCCUUAUAAAUAUUUAAAUGAUGAUUAUUGUGAUUGUUCCGAUGGCAGCGAUGAACCAUCGACAAAUGCAUGUGCUAAUGGAAAAUUUUACUGUAAAUACCAAAAAAGACAUAUCACUGGAAGAGGUUUGGAUGUUUGGGUACCAAGUAGUCGUAUAAAUGAUGGAAUUUGCGAUUGCUGUGACGGAUCAGAUGAAUGGGAAUCUGCUGUAGAAUGUAAACACCAUUGCUAGAUUUUAUGUAGAUAUAUAUUUUAAAUAAUUACUGUUUACGGAUUUAAGAUGUAUCUUUUUCUAUGUAAAUAUAGUUUUAAUUAAAAGAAUGCAUUUAUUAUUUAUUAUAAUUCAUAAAAGUAAAAUCAAUAAUGUUGAAUAUAUGAUCAUUUUUUUUGUAAAGAAUGGAAUUAAAAAAUUGCAUAGGUGUUUUAUUUUUUAUAUGGAAUAUGAAGAAAAAAAAUUACGUCAAAUAAGUAGGUAUAUUCGGUGAAAAAUUUAUUUAAUUUGGAAAUUGAAGCUUUAAUGAAAUGCAUUGAAUUCGACAUUGCUUCUGAAACCAGAAAUGAAUACAAAACACAAUCAAAUGUAUAAGAAAUCAUUUUAUUUUCUUAUUGUUACAAUUUAAUAUUUUUAGUUAAAAACUAAUAUAAUGUAAAUAAUGUAAAUAAAAUGUAUAGAAUUUUUAUUAAACAACAUAUUAAUUUGA
Messenger RNA from Condylostylus longicornis, 1064 nucleotides. RefSeq names its product glucosidase 2 subunit beta. The coding region runs from base 29 to 595 and encodes 188 amino acids. The transcript is spliced from 3 exons. The record is from RefSeq and is a predicted model, not a curated record. Gene Ontology annotation, cellular component: glucosidase II complex. Gene Ontology annotation, molecular function: protein binding. Gene Ontology annotation, biological process: N-glycan processing. NCBI's taxonomy places the organism in Eukaryota, Metazoa, Arthropoda, Insecta, Diptera, Dolichopodidae.